AUGGAUAAGCACGUGAGGGUGGGGAGAAUUAGUAUAAACGUCGGGGCUGGCCAGGCAAGACCAAAAGACGACGACAGAGCGUCGACUCGCAAAAGCACAACUUUCACACCCCCUGAUCAUGUCACCGCUGCCGCACUCGCCCGCGGCGGCUCUACAGAGCCGACGAGGCACCCGCAGCCUUUCAACCCCACGGACAAACGUGUGCUCAUGCACAAAAGGCUGAUACGGCCGCUCGGCUUCACCAGCGGCUAUAGCUUUGCCUGCUUCGUCGUCUUUGCCGGCACCCUCAUGGGCUUCACGCUGGCCCGCGCCCAGUUCAUCGACAUACAAGGCGUCAUGUGCAGUCCCUCCACGGCAGGCGGUCCCCUGCGUCACGCGGCCCCCGGGGAGUGCUUCUACUUUGUCUCCGGGGCGACGCACGAGAGGUUCGGCAUCGUCCUGCACCUCGCGACCGUCCUGCCGGCGUCGUUCCUGGCUUGCUUCCAGCUCCUUCCCGUCCUCAGGGCCCGAGCCCCAGCGUUCCACCGGGCGAACGGGUACAUGGUGAUACUGCUGAGCCUGCUCGGGGUCGCGGGCGGGCUCAUGAUAACCGGAAACGCCUUCUCAGGUGCUCUGGUCACGCAGAUGGGGUUUGGGUUUGGAGCUGCUGCAUUUCUGGUGGCGCUGGGCAUGGGCUGGCUGAGCAUGAGGCGCAUGCGGGUCGAUCAGCACAGGGCUUGGAUGCUGCGUGCCUGGUUUUAUAGCAUGCUGGGCCGCGACCGAACAUUGUCAAAAUACCCAACAUGCAAGACGUUCUUCGAUGGCGAGGUUCCCAGCCAGCACACGCUUGUAGUGGCAAAUAUGGCUGGGGAGGUGGACAACAUCAGCGCAGCACUUGAUGCAGCCGCCGGGGCGGCCCUAUGGGUUGCGUUCGUCCUUCAUGCAGCUGGGGUAGAGAUAUAUGACGUCGGCAGCGAUACAGUCACCACAUGUAUGGUGAGCAAGGCUCGCAAGGAGUAUACGGAUUAA
Messenger RNA from Pyricularia oryzae 70-15, 1008 nucleotides. RefSeq lists its product as uncharacterized. The transcript is spliced from 4 exons. The record is from RefSeq and is a predicted model, not a curated record. Bases 1 to 1008 code for a protein of 335 amino acids. NCBI's taxonomy places the organism in Eukaryota, Fungi, Ascomycota, Sordariomycetes, Magnaporthales, Pyriculariaceae.